AUGCGCGAGGCCAAUUUCAGCAUCCCCAGCGCGAACAAGGCGUCGGUAGGCAUCACGCCUGCUCUCUACGACCGCCGCGCCCUCGACUGCACCUCGACCCUCCCCUUGAUCAACUCUCUCAACAAUCUCACCUACCUGACUACGUCAUCCGCACGCAUCCGAGACAUUCUCACAGUAGACGGCGGCGUUGAACGUCUAGUCUGCAUCCUGAAAGAAGGCAGGAGCAAAGAUGCUAUGGAGAGUUGGAAAUGGAACCUGGCUUUCCAGUGUGUCUUCAACAUCGGUGUCAGGGGCUCCGAAGCAGUAAGAACACGAGUUGUCGAAGCCGACAUGGUGCCCGUGGUGGCCACUCUUCUCGACAACUACAUCCGUGCUAUGGAGAAGCUGAAGAAGAGAGCCGAUGAGGACGCAAGACGCACUCCGGUCAACUUCACCGCCUUCCCCCUUCAGAGCCCUACACGCUCAAGUCGUCCCCCUUACCAAUCCAGAUCAGAACGCACACCUCGGAGAUCAGUACCGCCACCAAUCGACAUCGCUGCUACUGACGACCAGCCUAUGGCCGACCCGCAACCGCCGUUACGCAAUCCUAGACUCGACUUUAGUCGUCACACUCCGAUGCACGACAUUCGUCCACAAUCAUCUCCGCAGAUUCGUUCAGAGCAGGCUUCACGCCAGACGCUACGUCCCGUUCGGGAUGCCGACCGUCUGCCCUCGAUGCUGCCUAACCUGAACGCAGAGUUGAGCUCACAACCCCAGUCGCCAACCACGCCGAGUGCGACUGCUCCGGCUAGUCCUCGUUCUGCCGCAAGCCUCGGACGCAGAAGACCAUCCAUUCGUCAUCAGCUAUCCAUCUCUGGCAACUGGGAGGACGAGCAGAGCGACGAUGCCGUCCAGGACACUUCUGACACAGCUGAAACAUCACCCGAACCCAUGGUCGACAUUCAGAACGACAUCUCCAUGCAGGACAUUGUCACCGAUGAGACCAUGCUCGAAGGCAGCGUGACCCCUGUAGCUCUAGGUGUACCCGCCGUUGAUGUGUCUGAUUCGGACGCUUUCCUCAGGCACGCAUCAGUGCAAGAUGGCAGCAUCAACAACCAAACCCCAACGCAAGCUCAACCCGGCUUCGCACCGCCCCAGCAACUUCCAUCCGUCGAUAUUGUUAACGCUACUCCACCAGCACUCAUGGCCCCCCGUGCUGGUGCCCCCUUCGUCUCGGCGCCAGCUCCUCUUGCCGCCGCUCUACCUCGUGAUGAAGAUGUCAUCAUGUCUCUCCAACUGCUCGCCUAUGUUUCGAAAUACUGUAACCUUCGUUCAUACUUCCAGGCUUCACAUCUAGUCCCUCGCCUCAACAUUGACUCCGAACUACGCACGCUGGAUGCUGAUUACGAUCCCUCAGUCCCAUUCACAGGUCCUUCUCAGGAGGAGCUUGAAGAGGCAUGGGACAAUGAGUUUGUGGAACAACCGGCUUACAACAUCUUCCCCUUGAUUGAGAAGUUUACUGUGCGAUGCUCAAGCUCACGUCAGUCUCUGCUACCGACAUCGGCACAGCAAAGCGAGACGAUGCAAUAUUGGGCAGGUGUUGUCAUGCGUAAUCUCUGCCGCAAAGACGAAAGCCGAGGAGGCAUCCGUCAGUGCGCGUACUGGAAGUGUGGCAAGUGGGAAGAGUACACACGGCAAUUUGCUAAAUGCAGACGCUGCCGACGCACCAAGUACUGUAGUAAAGAGUGCCAAAAGGGAGCUUGGGGCAGUCAUCGCUUCUGGUGCGUAGCAGCCGAAGAGGGCAAAGAAGGAGAGAACUCCCGGCAUCAUCACCACCACGCGCACGCGCACUCGCAUACGCAUCAGCGUUCCCACCAUCACGCACAGGGCGAAGGAGCAACCCCAGCAACAGCACCUGCGGCCUCGCGAGGCGAAUCAUCGCGCUCUCGAGCGCAUCAUUCUUGA
Molecule: messenger RNA, 1944 nt
Organism: Aureobasidium subglaciale EXF-2481
Lineage: Eukaryota; Fungi; Ascomycota; Dothideomycetes; Dothideales; Saccotheciaceae
Exons: 1
Coding region: 1-1944 (647 amino acids)
Biological process (GO): establishment or maintenance of cell polarity; ubiquitin-dependent protein catabolic process
Cellular component (GO): MUB1-RAD6-UBR2 ubiquitin ligase complex
Source: RefSeq, a predicted model, not a curated record